This is a messenger RNA of Hydractinia symbiolongicarpus, 4002 nucleotides long. RefSeq names its product nephrocystin-3-like. Lineage: Eukaryota; Metazoa; Cnidaria; Hydrozoa; Anthoathecata; Hydractiniidae. Gene Ontology annotation, molecular function: kinesin binding. Gene Ontology annotation, cellular component: membrane-bounded organelle; kinesin complex; cytoplasm. The coding region runs from base 121 to 3912 and encodes 1263 amino acids. Gene Ontology annotation, biological process: microtubule-based movement. The record is from RefSeq and is a predicted model, not a curated record. The transcript has 17 exons.
CAGUGUUGAUGCCUCGCUUAAGCUGGACCGUGAUUUGGAAUGUUUUCAUACAUUUUAAAGGCAAGACAGACACAUAAAGGAAUGUCAUGGUUAUGACAGAACGAUUAUUUGGCGUUUGGUAUGGGUGGAUAUUUUUCCUCACAAAGUAAUAACCCACAACCGCGUGGAAAUCGCAUAUCUAGUUCUUUUGAUCUUAACAGUGAGUCCAUAGAGUUAAGUGAAAUAGAGGAAAUCAAGGUUCCUGAUGUGACUACAUCCCAUAAAUUUAAGUCACGAUCCCUCCUUCCUUUUGGGAAGGGUAAAAGUUUUACAAAUUUUCGGAAGACUACAAGCUUUCAAUCGCCAGUAUCUGUUAAUAAUCCAAAAAAUAUUGAAAACGAAGUUGUUCAACUUAAGAAACAAAUUGAGAGUAUAAACAGUAGUCAUGAUCGCGAAAAGGAGGAAUGGAUUUCAGAAAAGAAAAGAAUGCAAGAAGAAGUUCAUCGUUUACGUAAUGAAGUCAAAGUUUUAAAUACAGCAGUGCCUAAACUACGUGCUGAUAAAGAAAAAGCUAGGAAAGCUGAGAGUGAUGCAUUGGAAAGAGCUAAGGCAUUCGAGCAAGAGAAAGAUAAAAUUCAACGUCAGUUUAAAGUUUUCCGUGAAGCAAAAGAAAAGGAAGUUCAAACUAUACUCAAGGAAAAACACCAUGUUAUAAAUCACCUAAGAAAGUUUGUGAGUUCAGAAGGCUCUGUUCAAGAUUUUUUGUUGGAAGGUGCAGAUGUGCGUCAACAUACUCACUCUAUCACUGAUUGGCUUCUAGAUAGUCAAUCGUUAGCUGACAGUUACUUAGAAAAGAAAAUGGAGGAUGGUUUAAUGAUGAAUAAUAAUACUCAGUUUUUGGAUUUUAGAAUGAACAGAGAUAUCUCUUCAGUUCUACAAAAACUACUUUCGUCACUGCAUCAUGUUGGAUUAGGGAUACCGACUGGCAACACCUAUUCUGUCUAUGUAACUUCCUCUCCUGAUAUGGAAGAUCAUGCUCAUCGUUUUGAAGCUGGUUGCAGGGAUUUGAUGUUGCACUUAGAACUGAAGGGAAAACUUUUGUCUGUUUACAACUUUCCAUGUCAAUUCAGUGACAAACAGGAGGUAGAAGAAGGAAAAUUGCAUUAUUUAAAAUCGUCGGAUAUUUGCGUCUUAUUCGCUGGUGAAGAUAUUCAGCAUUUAAAUGAUGUUUUAACAGAAGCAGUACAUUCUCGUAAAAUUGUUAUUGUUGUUACACCAGAACAGAUAUCACGAAGCAACAGAGGUUUACUUUCAACAUUUGAAGAGUGUCAUCACAAAAGGAUUCACUUUGUCAGCAACUCUGAGGAGCUUCAUGUGUCUGCACUAGCAAAAGUGCUUGAAAUUUGCAAUUCUUUUUUGGAGAAACAACAACAUAGGGAGAAUGUAGAGAAAGAAAAAUCUGAAGAGGAAAUUUUCAGACUCACACCAAAGCUGGAUAUGUUGCAUGUGGAUGAACAGAGUGUACUGCAAGAAAGCGUUCGAAACAUGUGUGCUUUGAACGAGCACAUGCAACAAGAAAUUGCUUUCCUUAACAACUACAUUACACAGGAUGGUCCACUGCAACCUUUGCUUCUAGCUGGAGAUGCUGGCAGCGGGAAGUCCUCUCUGCUUGCACAUUGGGUUGUGCAUCUGCAAGAAUCACUGCAGAAUUCUUGCAUACUAUAUCACAUCGCAUCGUAUGGAUGUUCUAACAGUUUAGACACUGUCCAAUUGAUACGUCGCUUCUCCUACCUUCUGCUCGAUCAGGUCCCGGCACUAUUAGAAUCUCAGAUGCUAGAGAAGAAUUUUCAACUAUGGUUGGACAGAGCUUGCAGUAAACAUGCUAAUGGUGUUAUUGUGGUCAUUGAUGGUGCAGAUCUAUUGAAUAAUGGUGUAGAACACUUGAAGUGGCUGUUAGAUCCACUUCCUGUACCUCUCCGAGUGGUUAUAUCUGUAUCAAGUGAGGAUCAUCCGCGACAGUGGCUGUCAUGGCCAAGACUUCACUUAACUAUUCAUAUCAAGGAUAUACUCGGUUUCUUUGUGUCUCAUUUUUCUUCUACUGACCAUUUAAAUGAAAUUGAGGAAGUUAUUUCAUUUUUAUCGACAAACAGUGAACUUUUAAAGAAGGCUGCUACAAACCUCUUAAAUCAUUUGUAUAUGCAUUUGGCGCUAACAUUUGCCACAAGACUGGUCCCAAAUGAGAAGUUUAAGAAGGUGAUGCAAAAGUGUUUAAUGUGUGAUUCCAUCGUGGACAUGUAUGUCUUCGGCAUAAAGUUAUUGCAGAAAAAGUAUAAUAAGGAGUUAGUCAUGGAAGUACUUGUGAUGGUAUCUGCGUCGUACAACGGAUUGAGCAUGAUGGAGUUAAAGUAUCUUACAUCAAGUACGAGCUACGAUCUGUCAUUAUUACUGCAUGACCUGACGUUUUGUCGCUUGUUAGUCACUGUGUGUGGAUUAGUGCAAAUUUCCCGAUCACAGGUAAAAGAUGCGGUGGACGUAUGUUUAAAAGAGUUUGACAAAUCGAAUGAAUUUUUAACUGAGAUGCAAUAUCGAAUUAUUAAAUUUUUUGCAGAAGACAGAUCGUUUUCAAAUCGCACAAUUGUCGAAUUACCAUGGCAACUCACUAAAACAGAUAAUAAGGACAAACUAAUGGCAUGCAUUCGCUCAAUUCGGGCGUUGGUUUGGUUUGUUGAAAAGGGCCAGUCUAAUCGGAUUAUGAGUUACUGGAAACACUUAGGUCAUGACAUUAACAUAGCGUAUGAGAUAUACAAGGAGGAACUGUCUGAGAUGGAAUCAGACUUUAAUGAAUCGUUACCAUUAUAUUAUGAUAUCUUAGGAGAUUUUAUGCAAGAAGCCUCUCAAUACAAAUCGGCCCACGUCUGCUUUGAGAGGGCGCUAGAACUGAAAGAAGCACACUUGGAAGCAGAUAGUGCACAUAUCGGGCGUUCUUUCUUUUUUCUUGGGCGUUUAUUCACACAAUGGAAGAAGUUUCAGACUGCGGAGAAUUAUUUUAAGCAACUGCUCGAAAUAAAAGAGCAGAACGGGGAAGAUGAUCAAGCUUCCUAUGCCAAAGUGUUUGAAUCUUUAGCUGUGUUGUAUGCACUACAGGAGAAAAAUGAAGAUGCUGACAAGUGCAAAAAACAAGCCUAUGUGGCACGGCAAAAUUACAUGAACAAUAAUGUGAUUCUUACGUUUGAAAAUGUAGUCAACGAAUGUCGAGGGAUUAUAGCUGAUUUAAAAAGUGAGAGAUGGUCCAAUCAAGAACUAGCGGGCUUUCUUACUGACAUUGGAUUGGUUCAUUUCAACUUGCGUCAAUAUAGUGAUGCGGCCGACGCACUGUUGCAAGCUCUCCAACUAUUUGUCAACAUUUUGGGUGACAAGCACCCGGUGGUUGCUGACCAGAUGUGUAAACUAAGCUUCGUAUACCAAACGAUGAAUGAAGAUGACAAGGCUGAACACCUUCUUGAUCAAGCGCUUGCUAUACUGUUGCAGAAUUAUGAUCCAGGCAGUUCGCAGGUGCAAUCAGCGUUAAAAGGUCUGGUGCGUAUAUAUCGAAAGAAGAAAAAAUUUGAUCAUAUUGAAAACUUGUACAGGAAAAUUAUUCAAGUUGAAGAACACGUGCAUGGUGAAAGAAGUCCUUCUGUGGCCAACGCCAUCAACGUUUUAGCAGUUCAUCUUAGUAAACGGCAACGUUAUAAAGAAGCUGUUGAGCUAUACCAUCGUUCGAUGAUCAUUUAUGUGCAAGAAUUUGGUGCGCAGGAUGAUCACAUAUCUGAAGUACUGAGCAACAUGGCUAAACUUUACUACGAACAGCAAGAUUUACGAAUGGCUGCACGCUUGUAUCAAUUAUCAUUGGAUUCUUCAAGAACUGAAGAACAUUUAAAUAGUCUUUCGUAACUCUCUUUAUCUUUUGUAAAUUGUACAUAUUUUUAUAAAUUGAAUUCGGAGCUGGAAAAAAAUUAAUAAUGUUAAAACUAGUAUGUGUGA